UGCACCCCACCUCCCUCUCUUCCUUCACACACAAAAACACCAUGGCUGCAACAACAGCAAUGACAACAUUCAACUCAUACUCACCUCAAGAACAAGCACAAGAAUCAACAGACACCCCUCAACUUUCAAAAAAACCCAAAACCCUCCUCCAUAAACACCCUCUCUACACUCCAACCCACUCAAAACUCUCCCUCCAAUUCAAAGAAAAAAUCCUCUGUCUCGAAGUCAUGGGAAUCGAUUCAGGGAAAGCCCUUUCCUUAAACCCUUCAAUCCAUUCCACCUCCCUCGAUUCCAUUCACUCCAUCAUCACAUUCCUCCGAUCCAAAGGCAUCCAACAGAAAGACCUUCCAAGAAUCAUCGGUAUGUGCCCUCAAAUCCUCACAUCCACCAUCACCAACGAUCUCAUUCCGAUUUUCAAUUUCCUUUCACACGAUCUCAAAAUCCCAGAUCACAAUUUCCGAAGAGUCAUCAAUAAAUGCCCUCGAUUGCUAGUUUCGAGCGUUGAAAACCAACUGAAACCUGCUCUGUUUUACCUUCAAAGACUUGGGUUUCGGGAUUUGGGGGCGUUGGCUUAUCAGGAUUGUGUAUUGUUGGUGUCGAAUGUGGAGAACACGUUGAUUCCGAAGCUGGAUUACUUGAUUGGACUUGGGUUUUCGAAAAGGGAAGCGAUUGAGAUGGUUUUGAGGUGUCCUGGGUUGUUUACUUUCAGUCUUGAGAAUAAUUUUAAGCCGAAAUUCGAGUAUUUUGAGAAGGAAAUGAUGAGGGAUUUGAGUGAAUUGAAGGAUUUCCCACAGUAUUUUGCUUUUAGUUUGGAGAAGAGGAUUAAGCCUAGGCAUUUGGAGGCUUUGGAAUGUGGGAUUAAGAUUCCAUUACCACUUUUACUUAAAACCACUGAUGAAGAGUUUGCAGAUUUGUUAAAGCAGGGGGAUAACAACAAAUCAAGAUAUUUGUAAAUUCAUUCGUUCUUCUCUUUGUAAGUAUUGAGAAUAAAUAGCUACCUACUUUUAUUUA
Messenger RNA from Lactuca sativa (garden lettuce), 1011 nucleotides. RefSeq names its product Mitochondrial transcription termination factor family protein. The record is from RefSeq and is a predicted model, not a curated record. Lineage: Eukaryota; Viridiplantae; Streptophyta; Magnoliopsida; Asterales; Asteraceae. Gene Ontology annotation, biological process: regulation of DNA-templated transcription. Gene Ontology annotation, molecular function: double-stranded DNA binding.